UACCUAUUGAAGAUAGAAACUUUAAACAGAAAAUAUGAUCUGCAAUACAGAUUCAACAAAAGAGAUUUUAGUCUUGAAGAAUAUUCUAGUCUCAAAUGUUGGAGAAGUGUCCAUUGAUGAAUAUGCAUAUAGAACUAGGCAAACAGAACAUUUACAAUUGAUUAUGAUAACAACAUGUUCCGUAUGGAUGGAAAACCUUUCCGCUAUGUCUCUGGCAGUAUACAUUAUAGCAGGAUACCUUCGUAUUACUGGAAAGACAGAUUACAGAAAAUGAGAGCUGCUGGCUUGAAUGCCAUACAAGUAUAUGUACCUUGGAAUUUCCAUCAGAUGGAAGAGAACAAGUUAAAUUUUGAAGGAGACAAGGAUUUAGUUGGAUUCAUAAAGCAGGCACAGGAAGUUGACUUGUUUGUAAUACUUAGAGCAGGGCCCUAUAUCUGUGGAGAGUGGGACUUUGGUGGAUUUCCUCCAUACAUAUUAGCCAAGAACCCUAAUACAGUAUUCCGCACCAUGGAUUCAACCUAUAUCAAGUAUGUUGACAAGUGGUUAGAGGUGUUGUAUCCAAUGUUAAAGCCUUUGCUGUACAUAAAUGGUGGGCCAGUGUUAAUGGUUCAGAUAGAAAAUGAAUAUGGUAGUUAUAAGAGAACAGGGGGAUACUGUGAUCAUGACUAUAUUAGACAUCUGAGGAAUAAAGCAUUUUCACUUUUAGGCAAAAAUGCUGUUAUAUUUACCACAGAUGGUAACCAUGACAGCCCUGAGUUAAAGUGUGGCACUAUUGAAGGAGUAUAUGCCACAAUAGAUUUUCAUCCUACUUUGGAUCCUAAGAAAGCAUUUCAACCACAAAGAGACUGGGAACCUAAAGGGCCUUUGGUUAACUCUGAGUUUUACACUGGUUGGUUAGAUCAUUGGGGAUUCAAACAUUCAACCACUGGUUUAGAUAUUGUUGCCAAGAGUUUAGAUGUGUUACUAGCCUAUGGUGCUAAUAUCAACAUGUAUAUGUUUGAAGGUGGCACCAACUUUGGCUACUGGAAUGGAGCAAAUUACCCAGCAUUCUUGCCAGUACCUACAAGUUAUGACUAUGAUGGUCCAUUGACGGAAGCAGGGGAUGUAACUGAUAAAUAUUUGGCACUCAGACAAGUCAUUUCAAAGUAUGUGAAAACACCACCCAUGCCUAUUCCAGCUAAUACCCCAAAGAUGGCUUAUGGGAAAAUUGAAAUGAAGUUUGCAGGAACAGUUCAGGAUUUACUGGAUAAAUUGAGAAAACCAAGCCAGAAACCAGUGACUGCAACCUAUCCUGUUUAUAUGCAAGCAUUUGGUCAGUAUCAAGGUUAUGCCUUAUAUAGACACAUAUUCAAACAAGAUUACCCCACAGCCCAGAAUCUGUCAGUGGUUGGUAUCAGAGACAGAGGAUAUGUUAUGAUAGACCAGGUUCCUGUUGGUCUGGUGAUUAGGGAAAGAAUACACAAUCUAUCUUUAAGUAUCACAGCAAAGAAAGGUCAAACCUUGGAUAUAUUGGUGGAGAACCAGGGACAUAUAAAUUUUGGAGCUGGCAUUAAUAACAAUACUAAGGGAAUCAUACAUAAUGUUACCAUAGGAACCACAAUAUUAACAGACUGGGAAAUGUAUCCUGUGUCUCCAGAGUUAUAUGUACCCAGUACAGAUACAGUUAAAAGUACUGGAACACCUUAUUACAGUAAGGAUGGUAGAUUUAUGACACCCUCUAUUUAUGUAGGACAGAUGCCAGCCCUUACAGACCCUCAAGAUACUUAUCUAGAUCCCACUACCUGGUCAAAGGGUCAGACAAUCAUUACAAGUAACAUGGCCUAUAACAUAGGAAGAUAUUGGCCUAUUGCUGGACCUCAAAUAAGACUGUUUGUACCAAAGCCUUACCUGGCUCCAAAUACUGUAAACAAUGUAAUAAUGUUUGAACUUGAAAUGGCACCAUGUAAAACACAGGCUGGAUGUACUGUAGAGUUUAAAGAUGAACCCUUAAUCAAUGCUACAGCACAUGGACCUUAUCAUAAACUGAUGUCUCAAGAAAUAGGUUAUAAUUACAACUGGCAUUCAUUUCAUUAAGUCAUUCUUCAUUAUGUGAUAUAUAUUAUUUUUUACAUUCAGAUGAGAUAGUGUUAGAAGGCAACUAAUAUUUUUUGUGCACUCUUAUUUAUGUAUAAUAUGUUAUAAUAGCUCUUAUUUAUGGGAAGUUGGUAAAAUUCUGUGUAAUAAAGGUAACAGUAUGUCAAAUACCUUAAAUACUAUAGAAAAACAGAAACAUUAAUAUUUAGAAUCAAAAUCAAAUUAUUAACAAAUUUAUUUACAGUAUGGUAUAAUAUUUUAUACUUUGGGCAUUCAUGGUUGUUACCAUAUUUUACAAUUAAAAAAAAUUACCUUCCCUUUUUUAUCCAUUUUUUUUGUGUUUGAAAUAAAAAAUGAUGCUCUUUGUUAUUUGAAAAUUAAUUUUCAUAUUUUUGUUUGUAUAUAUAAUAUACUUAUAAAGUCUAAAUAUUCAUUCCUUUAAUGUACUUCUAUCUGAUUGAUGCAUGGCAUUUAUUUUUUUUAAGAUUUUCAUAGCAGUCUCUUCCUAGAAAUCCUCUAUCAGUCUGUAUUUGUAAACAUAUUUGAUGUUGCACUUAGUUAAUAGUUUUAAAUAAUAUUUUACAGGCCAAAUUGUGGUCAACCCAACAAUUUUCACUUUUUCAGUCUUAAUCAAAUGCAUUUUUCUUUGAUUUUUUUUUUAUUAAAAAAAAUGUAUUGCCAAAAGAAAUGAAACCUUUCCCCAGAUUGAGUUCCUCUUUGUCCAGCUAUUUUAUUUUUUGCAAGUUCACCUAUCCCAUUGUUUAAAUAUACAAUAACUAUUGUUCUCUGUGGUGUUUAUUCAAUUUGACCUUUAAAUUUCUCCUUGAAAAGUCAUUCAUUUAUUGAUUAAUUUAUCUGACUCUUGUACAAUUUUUAUGUUACUGGUACUUCAAAACUUGAUGAUUGUAUUAGAAACUGUUUAUAAUUAAAGAUUGAUGUUUUAGUUUUAUUCUCGAUUAUAUAUGUAUGAUAUGAGUUUUGUUGGUAUGUGUGUUCUAUAUUCUUUGUAACAAAUUCCAAAUCAUGCAUUCCUUGAAGAUUUUAAUAGCUGUUGAAGAGACAAUAUUCAUAUAAAUUUGUUUGGGGAUGUUAAGGUAUAUGUGAAUGUGGUGAAUUUGAUAAGUGGGAGUGAUAUAUAUAUAUAUGUAUGGGAGUUUUACAUUAUACUUACAGGGUGUCAGUUGGGGAAAAUAUACUGUUGAUAAAUAUAUGUAUCAGUAUAUGAUUUAUGUAAAGUUAUAAAUUUAUGUAGAUUGAUUAAAUAGUGCCUUUGUUAUAAUUAUGAUAUUUUCUUGAUAAAUAAUGCUUUUGUUAUA
Molecule: messenger RNA, 3389 nt
Organism: Mytilus californianus (California mussel)
Lineage: Eukaryota; Metazoa; Mollusca; Bivalvia; Mytilida; Mytilidae
Product: beta-galactosidase-like
Exons: 17
Coding region: 175-2073 (632 amino acids)
Biological process (GO): carbohydrate metabolic process
Cellular component (GO): vacuole
Molecular function (GO): beta-galactosidase activity
Source: RefSeq, a predicted model, not a curated record